Molecule: messenger RNA, 3169 nt
Organism: Branchiostoma floridae (Florida lancelet)
Lineage: Eukaryota; Metazoa; Chordata; Leptocardii; Amphioxiformes; Branchiostomatidae
Product: zinc finger protein 665-like
Exons: 4
Coding region: 1-2625 (874 amino acids)
Biological process (GO): regulation of immune system process; negative regulation of transcription by RNA polymerase II; regulation of cytokine production
Molecular function (GO): catalytic activity
Source: RefSeq, a predicted model, not a curated record
AUGAUAUCCAGCAGACGAGAUACCAAGACCGGAACUGUGCAACCAGACAUUGUUGUUGGCACUGAGACGUGGCUGGACUCGUCAGUGGGCAGCAGCGAAAUCUUUCCGGACACGUACAAUGUGUUCAGGAGAGACAGAGCUGGCCGGGGAGGGGGUGUGCUUGUUGCUGUAAAGAACAACAUCAUAGCAACCCACCACCCAGACCCGGACUGUCCCUGCGAGUUGACCUGGGUCCGGGUCCAUCUGGCUAACAGUAAGUCCAUCUACAUAGGGGCCUACUAUCGCCCCCCCUCAGCUGGUCAUGAUGAUUUUGCAGCACUAGAAAGAUCAGUGCUGCAAAAGCGGGCUAAUAACAACAAUGCCCACAUCUGGCUAGCAGGUGACUUCAACCUGCCUGAUGCGACCUGGAACCCUGAAGCUAAUACCACCGCUUCCAAUCCAUCCACUCUCACUAGCAAUUACAUCAGCCUUGCCAAUGACUGUGGUCUGGAACAAAUGGUCUGUGAACCAACUCGUACUGUGGGGCAAACUUCGAACACCCUGGAUCUGUUUCUCACCACAAAUUCCACCUUAGUGGAGAGAGUCAAAAUCUUACCAGGUCUCAGCGAUCAUGACAUCCCGCUGAUUGAUGUUCAAGUAAAGCCCCAAACAUCAAACUCAAAAGAUCGGCUCAUAUACCUGUGGAGGAAAGCUAACAUCGAUGCACUUCAGCAGGAUAUGGCAACUUACAGUCGAGAGUUUGCAGACCAGGCUCAGCACAACACUGCCUCAGAAAACUGGGAGCUGUUUAAGGCAGCCGUUAGUGGUGCUGCCAAUAAGCAUGUCCCCAGGAAAAAAGUGAGCGCACAAUCCAACAAACGUUGGAUAACUCCCCAGAUUCGCAAAGCUAUGCGUAAGCGGCUGAACUUUUCCAAGGCUAGGAGAUCCAACUCCAAUGAAGCCUGGGCAAAGUUCAAGAGGUGUAGGAAGGGCGUUAAGCAGAGAGUUAGGAAGGCCCAUAGGGAUUAUGUCUCCAACUACCUGGAGUCUAACAUCGAGGAUAAUCCCAAGUUGAAGAGACACAUGCGGACUCACACAGGGGAGAAACCCUACAAAUGUGAAGAGUGCAGUAGACAGCUCAGUCAGCUGGGUGAUCUCAAAAGACACAUGCGGACUCACACAGGGGAGAAACCCUACAAAUGUGAGGAGUGCAGCAGGCAGUUCAGUGUGCUGAUUGCUCUAAAUACUCACAUACGGACUCACACAGGUGAGAAACCCUACAAGUGCGAGGAGUGCAGUAGCCAGUUUAGUCAGCUGAGUCAUCUGAAGACUCACAUGCGGACUCACACAGGGGAGAGACCCUACAGGUGUGAGGAGUGCGGCAGGCAGUUCAGUGACCUGAGUGAUCUGAACAAACACAUGAGGACCCAUACAGGUGAGAGACCGUACAAGUGUGAGGAGUGCAGCAGGCAGUUUAGUCGGAUGUAUAGUCUGAAGAAACACAUGCGGACCCACACAGGGGAGAAACCCUACAGGUGUGAGGACUGCGGCAGGCAGUUCAGUGAGCUGGGUCAUCUAAAGAAACACAUGCGGACUCACACAGGUGAGAAACCCUACAAGUGUGAGGAGUGCAGUAGGCAGUUUAGUCGGCUGGGUCAUCUGAAGACUCACAUGCGGACUCACACGGAUGAGAAACCCUACAAGUGUGAGGAGUGCAGCAGGCAGUUCAGUCAGCUGUAUAGUCUGAAGGCACACAUGGGAACUCACACAACGGAACUUGUAGAAGUAAGUUGCAAAUCUAGAAGGAUGUCGACAACAAGCCGUGCCCAGAGUUUGGGUGGCGUCAGGAGAAAGACGGAAAUGGAUAUUUCUGUGCGAUCUGUCAGACGUGAGAAACGCUACAAGUGUGAGGAGUGCAGCAGGCAGUUCAGUAAGCUGAGUCAUCUUGAGGAACACAUUCGUACUCACACAGGUGAGAAACCCUACAGGUGUGAGGAGUGCAGCAGGCAGUUCAGUAAGCUGGGUAAUCUGAAGGCUCACAUGCGGACUCACACCGGUGAGAAACCUUACAGGUGUGAGGCAUGCAGCAGUCAGUUCAGUCACCUGAAUACUCUAAAGAAUCACUUGCUGACUCACACAGGUGAGAAACCCUACAGGUGUGAGGAGUGCAGCAGGCAGUUUAGUCGGCUGGAAUCUCUCAAGACGCACAUGCGAACUCACACAGGAGAGAAACCUUACAAGUGUGAGGAGUGCAGCAGGCAGUUUAGUCACCUGGAAUCUUUCAAGACGCACAUGCGGACUCACACAGGGGAAAAACCCUACAAGUGUGAGGAGUGCAGCAGGCAUUUCGGUCAGGUGGGUGAUCUGAAAAAACACAUACGGACUCACACAGGUGAGAAACCUUACAGGUGUGAGCAGUGCAGCAAGCAGUUCAGUCACCUGAGUAAUCUGAAGAAACACAUGCGGACUCACACAGGGGAGAAACCCUACAAGUGUGAGGAGUGCAGCAAGCAGUUCAGUCAGCUGGGUGAUCUGAAGAAACACAUACGGACUCAUACAGGUAAGAAACCUUACAGGUGUGAGGAGUGCAGCAAGCAGUUCAGUCGGCAGUACAGUCUAAAGAAACACAUGGAAACUCACAAAUGAACUUGAACAAGUGUGAGGGAGUCAAGUUAGCAUUUCCGUCAGUAAAUGGCAUUGGUAGACUCACACAGGUGAGAAACAGGUGUUAAGUGUACCGAUGAAGCCAGCAGGUGGGGAAGUGAAUCAGAUCAGACAGUUUAGUCAGCGGUUGAACCUGAAAAGUUACAUGCACUGACAUGUUGUCAGUAAAGCCAGUUCAGGUCAUGUUUUUGAGGCGCCAGCCUUUUCUGUUAUGGGAUUCAUUUUGAUUCCAUGUAAAAAGUGAAGUUCGCUUACCCGUGGUGUUCCAAGAUGGUAGUUUUGUUGAGUGUGUAUCAUGUUUCAUUUCAUUUCCUGUUUCGUAACUUCUGUGGAAUACUGCACAUCUUGUUAGAACUGUUUCGUAGCAAACUAGAAGCCAACUAUUGUAGAUCUUGUUUUAAUUGUUUUGUAGUAAACUAGAAGUUAACUAGAACCAGCACGUUUUGGUAUAUCUGUAGAACAGUAGUAAGAUAUGUCUACAAGGCAGGAAAAAGUAGAAUUUUGUUGGCUGUUUUGCAAUUCCUUU